Molecule: messenger RNA, 2940 nt
Organism: Spodoptera exigua (beet armyworm)
Lineage: Eukaryota; Metazoa; Arthropoda; Insecta; Lepidoptera; Noctuidae
Source: the annotation of a GenBank genome assembly
CCGCCCGCUGCCGGCCUGCCGGCGUUUCACGGGCGAAGGCGAACACAACAAGCUCAGUGCGCGAGCAAGCGUGAUACGGAAUGUACGUGUGGUGCGUUUUGCGCGGACGUUGACUCUGCGAUUUAUUUUUUUUAUCUUACGAUUUAUACGCCCAGGAUUAAAAAGUAUUGGAGUAUACAGUCGAUAACCUAAAAAGAGUUUUUAUCAUCAAAGUUGACUUCGUGACAGUUCGCGCAGAAUUUUGACCAAAAUCUGUGAAUUUCCGUAUAGACGCGAAAAAGUGAAGGAGACAUUUCGAAACAAAGGACUGUUUUGUACAUUUUCGCAACGAUUGCGAAAUUGUGUUCAAAAAUACUGAUCUGGCUCAAUCGUGGAGGGCUAAUUAAAUAAAAAAACUGCCCCUGGCCAACUAGUUCGGACACAAUCUGUGGUCACCGAACGACAAAACAAAAGCGUAACGAUUUACUAGAUUAUUACAAGGACCAUAUUUGUAAAGGUUUUCAUAAAAUUCUCGUUAAAAAGUAUCGUGAACUUUACAUCGGCUAACCUAAAAAUUACAGUGAUUUCGUCGACCUUACAAAUUCGUGCUUCAGUGGAUCAGUCAGUUUGCAGAUUUUUGAUACGAAAAAAUUAAGCACUAAAACCUGGAUUAAGUGUCGAGUUGGUUUUGCAUGAUGUCUACUGCCAUAAUGCAUCAGUCUGCGCUGUACGACUUUGGUGAUCUGUUCUUGAAGAACCAAUCUCGGCCAGUGCAGACGAUGAACGCCACACUGAGCGCGACCCUUGGCCCUGUGGGAGCUGGAGCAGUAUCUGGUGCAGUCAAUUGGGAACAGCAUCCAGUACUGGCUCGCGCCGCUUCUGUGCCAGCUCACCGAGCCCUCGCUGGGCUGCUUGAUCGUCUCGGGCACCGCCGGCUCGAGCGCACCACUAGCGAACCCGCGCCACCCCCACCAGCCACAAGCAGAUACAAGACAGAACUCUGCAGACCUUUUGAAGAAGCCGGUGUAUGCAAAUAUGGCGAUAAGUGUCAAUUUGCGCAUGGAAUGCGCGAACUGCGUAACUUGCAACGCCACCCUAAGUACAAGACGGAACUGUGCCGCACUUUCCACUCUGUUGGAUUUUGUCCAUACGGACCCCGGUGCCACUUUGUACACAACGCAGAAGAGGCGCGGCGCCGUGAGCCGCCUUCCCCCGGUGGCUCCUUGGCGUCCCUGUCGUCUGGCGGCUCCCUGGCCUCAUACAUGAGCGACGGGUCGCGCUCCCCGCGCUCGCCCCACUCGCCACUGGCCCCGCAGUCCCCGCUGACGCCGCACUCUCCUCCAGCAAUGUCUCCCCCUGCGCACGCCACGGCAUUCGCGUUCCGCCGCACGCAGUCACCUGACCCUGAAGAAGAGCGACUCCCUGUCUUCAACCGUCUGUCAUCGGCGUUUGGGGACCUCGUCAUCGCCUAGAGCCUGCAACCGCUUAGUCCUAAGUUAACUUAUACCGAACAUAGCUUAAGGAUCGUCCGUCACAUUAGUGCCUACUCGACGUCUUCCAGCCAGCGCCCGAGCGGCGUCCCGCUCGUCGCGCUUCGCGCACACGCACACCCGCUCAACGAAUGAUCUCCAGUUUGUCGAUGCUAUUUUGCUACUUCGCCUUGUAAUUUAUAAAGUUAACGAACGAAGUGUUUUCUGGCGUCUCGAAAGUUUGCGGUGUGAAGUAUAGUGGUUUCGUACCUACAUUUUUAGUUAUCGGCACGCACUUGUAAAUGGCACCUUAUAAUAUUAGAUAUUUAUUGUGUAGCUCGCGGAAGUCUUCCCGAUGAUCCUCCGCCGAGCGGUGGUCUCUGUAAAGUUAGCUUAUAGAACAUUUUAUUUAUUUCGUACUGCCUAUCCGCGCUCGGUACUGUACCGCGAGAAGGCGCUCGUGAUCUAUUUUUAAGGGUUUAAGAUAAUAAUUUAUUAUUUAUUUUGAGUCUCUUUAACUGUAAUAAUUAUUUUAUUUUGUAACUAGCAGCUGCGAUGCCGCACCGCAUACGGACGAGGCCUGCGUCGACGGGACGUGGCUCGUUACCAUACAUAAAGUCGACUGAUUCUGCACCUCGACUCAAACGCUACUUAUUACAAAUUUUAAUUAUAACAACAACCAUUUAUGCGCUACGGGCGGAAUCAGUCGAUUUACUACUCGGGAGCUCGAUGGUCUUGUGGAUCAAAGUAUUCCAGUUUUAUUAUUCUCGAAUAAUUAUUUAUUGUAGUCGACCUCGGCAAGCUAAAACCGAAAGUACUCAGUUGUGGCCGCGUGCCGAACGAUAAUCUCCGGCUAGUCGACAUCGCUAGCGAUCUCCUCGGCGGCCCAUCUCAGCACUAUCGGCACGACUAGUCUGCCGAGGAAUAUUAUUUUUUCAUUUUGCCUCGUGCGAGGAGAACGAGAUGCGUCCUGAAACCGGUUCCAAGUUUGGGUGAUUAUUUUCGUAGUGGUCGGGGCGCUCGCGUCCGCCUCGCAAAAAGCAUCGGGACCGGAGCUCCCGAGCACUGGCCCGCCGAACUCCCGAGUUGUCGUACCGAUAAACCUGUAUAAAGAUAUGACACAAUAAUAUAUGAAACAUGUUUAUACAAUUGUUGCCGGCGAGCGGUCGCCGCGGUGGGGCGGGGUCGGUGCUGCGGACAUUCGCGCUCGCCCGCGCUCCGCAUCAAGUGUGCCUUUUACUUUAUAAACGAGAUAAAUCGAUUUAUUUAAUUUUUAGUUGAUCGAGAUAGAUUAUUGUUUAUUUAUUGUCUCUUUUUGAAUAUAAUAUUCAAAUUGGCACAGUUAUUAGGUACUUUAGACCUACUUUGACAGAACUAAGUGAUUAGUUUCCAAGUAGCAUAGUUUUCUUUUGAAUUUAAAGUGUGAUAUUUUAUAAUAUUUAUAUAAAACAAAGUUUAAACUUUUAAUUAAGGGACCAAUGUAAGUGAUUAG